UCCGGAGGGUGAUGACGCUCCAGUAGGUUUUCCAGCCCUCGCUUUGCUUUCCCUCCAGGGAAGGUCGUUCCGCACACGAUCCCGCUGAGGAAAGACACUCCGAUGGACUUACACCGGGCCGCCUUCAAGAUGGAGAACUCACCCUACCUCCCCAACCCGCUGGCCUCCCCGGCGCUGAUGGUCCUCGCCUCCACCGCCGAAGCCAGCCGCGACGCCUCCAUCCCGUGCCAACAGCCGAGGCCUUUCGGGGUCCCAGUCUCAGCAGACAAGGACGUGCACAUCCCCUUUACCAAUGGCUCCUACACCUUCGCCUCCAUGUACCACCGGCAAGGCGGUGUGCCAGGCGCCUUCGCCAACCGUGACUUUCCUCCCUCUUUGCUUCACCUCCACCCCCAGUUUGCACCCCCCAACCUGGACUGUACCCCGAUCAGCAUGUUGAAUCACAGCGGGGUCGGGGCCUUCCGCCCCUUCGCCUCCAGUGAGGACCGGGAGAGCUACCAGUCGGCCUUCACGCCGGCCAAGCGCCUGAAGAACUGCCAUGACACCGACUCGCCCCACCUGCGCUUCUCGGAUGCCGACGGGAAGGAGUACGAGUUUGGCACCCAGCUCCCCUCCAGCUCCCCUGGCUCGCUCAAAGUUGACGAGACGGGGAAGAAGAUCUUUGCGGUGUCGGGCCUCAUUUCGGACCGGGAGACCUCGUCCAGUCCUGAAGACCGAAGUGACAGAUAUAGAAGCGACAGCCAAAGAGGGCCCCAGGCGUCUGCAACUGCCACUCAUCGUAUGAUUUUAACUCUCCCCCUCUGCAAAAAGAAAGCGACAUUGUUUGACAGCCAGGCUCCCAUCUGCCCCAUCUGCCAGGUUCUCCUACGCCCUGGAGAGCUGCAGGAGCACAUGGAGCAGGAGCUGGAGAAGCUCACCCAGCUGAACAUCAGUAAGAACUCCAUCCUGAAGGAUGCUAUGGCUGCAGGCACCCCCAAGUCAAUUUUGUUGUCGGCUUCAAUCAAGCGGGAAGGAGAUUCUCCAACAGCAUCACCCCACUCCUCGGAUGACAUCCAUCACUCAGACAGAUACCAGACCUUCCUGCGGGUGCGAGCGAACCGGCAGACCCGGCUGAACGCUCGGAUUGGAAAAAUGAAACGGAGGAAGCAAGACGAAGGGCAGGUAUGUCCCCUCUGCAACCGACCUCUGUCAGGAUCCGAGGAGGAGAUGAGUAGGCAUGUGGAACAAUGCCUUGCAAAGAGAGAAGGUUCGUGCAUGACCGAGGAUGACUCUGUAGACAUCGAGAACGAGAACGGCAACCGCUUUGAAGAAUACGAGUGGUGUGGGCAGAAGAGGAUACGGGCCACUACUCUCCUGGAGGGAGGAUUUCGAGGUUCUGGGUUCAUCAUGUGCAGUGGCAAAGAGAAUCCAGACAGCGACGCAGACCUGGAUGUGGAUGGGGACGACACACUUGAAUACGGGAAACCACAGUACACAGAGGCAGACGUUAUCCCUUGCACUGGAGAAGAGCCAGGUGAAGCCAAAGAGAGGGAGGCGCUCCGAGGUGCUGUUUUAAAUGGUGGCACACCCAGUACUCGAAUAACGCCGGAGUUUUCUAAAUGGGCCAGCGAUGAAAUGCCCUCAACGAGUAAUGGUGAAAGCAGUAAACAGGAAACCAUGCAGAAGACCUGUAAGAACAGUGACAUUGAAAAAAUUACAGAAGACUCUGCAGUGACAACAUUUGAAGCACUAAAGGCUCGUGUCCGUGAGUUAGAAAGGCAGCUUUCCCGUGGGGACCGCUAUAAAUGUCUCAUUUGCAUGGACUCCUACACAAUGCCCCUGACUUCCAUUCAGUGCUGGCAUGUGCACUGUGAAGAAUGCUGGCUGCGGACUCUGGGUGCCAAGAAGCUGUGUCCCCAGUGCAACACCAUCACAUCCCCCGGAGACCUUCGGCGCAUCUACUUAUGAAGGACGCAGCAGGAGGGCGGCUCUCGGCUCAGCUCAGCGCACCCACGGGGAGAGGAACGACCAGGAAAAAAGGAAAGGAAAGAGAAAAACAAACAAACAAACAAAAAGACGUUUUAAAAACGUAAGGAAACAAAACCAGAGACUCCAGACACGGACUCGAGGACGCGGGAGCAGCGAGAGCCCCGGCUCCCACCUGCAGAGCCCCUCUGCGGCGGGCGAAGCCGACCCCGUUGUUGUGCAACCCCUUUUUUACUGCAGUGUUCCCCACCCGCCGCGGCUCGGAGCCCUCCUCCUUCAGACUGUGUUGUGACCACUCUGCCCCCAGGACGCUGGGGAAGGGACCCUUGGCAGCAAUGUUAAAUAACCUGUAACUCGUGUCCUUCGUUCGGUUUCCAUUGGGUUGGUUUAUUGAUUUGGUUCUGUUCCGUUUGGGUUUGGUUGUUUUGUUUUUGGUUUUUGUUUUUUUAUUGGUUUAUUUUUUUAUUUUUGUGGUGUUCUAGUGAUUAAAAAAAAAAAAAAAAAAGGUUUAAAGGAAAGAAAAAAAAAAAAACCCACACCCAGGCAGAAAUGAAGCACAUGUAAUAUAGAUUAUAUAUGUUUACAAUGUUGUGUAUAAAUGGGAUAGACUCAAACAUUGCAUACUAAUAAGUUUCCCUUUUGUUUUUCUUUUUUGGGUUGUAUUUUUUUUAAAGAAGAAGAAAGAAAAAAAAAUGAGCAGAGAACAUUAAACCCAUAUUUUUCUUGGUUCAGCAAAGUUUUGGCAUUAAAGUCAUUAGUUUAAAAAAAGUAUAUAUAUACAUAUAUAUAAUAUAAAUGGUUUAAUGUUCUGUGGUGUAUAUUUCCUCAUUCAGAUAUGAAGUUAACAGCUUUUAGUAAUGGCUGUAGCAUUGCCCAUAACUUACAGAACUUAUGGGGAGUAGAGGAGGUGCAUUUUUGUCAUUAGUUGUAGCUAAUGGGGCUAUUUAUAAUAGAAUCGUUAUCCCUGAACCACGCGGCUCUCAGCUCCCCCCAGGGGGCCGGGCAGGGUGGGGGCCCAGCAGCCCCAUAGAGCUCUGCCCCAGGCUCUGCUGCACCCCUUCCUCCCCCCUGGGCGCAGGGUUGGCUGGGCUUGGCGUUGCUCUCCUCCCUUCUAGGUCUCGUUUUCUGGCUGGAGCUGCUCCACGUGCUGUGGGGCAGGGCUGUGCCAGCCUGAGGUCGCAGGUCGCACAGCCCCAGCUUCUUCCACACCGUCCCUCAUGUUCAUCCCCAUCGCCCGUACCCUCAGCCGUAACCAAAGCUGCCAUCUGGCCUCUUCUGUUGUUCCUUUUCAUUUACAGGACCCAAGAAGCAGCUGUUGAUCCGUUUCCUGUGAAUGCGUGCUCCCUGCCUCGGCUCUCCUCUCACCGUGGGGUCUGCUGGGGUCCGAGCUCCCCGCGGGGGAUGCUGCUCUCCCCAUACCUGAGGCAUCACUCUGGGCACAGCCCUGCAUGGGCAGCACAGCCAUGCACUCUUGGUUCUGGGCAUGAAGCAUCUUGGCUGUGGCCGGUAAAGGGGAGCUGGGACCCCAUGGGGUCACUGGAAGAUCAAGCACGCCUUGGGCACAGCAUGUCCUGUGGGGGCACAGCAUGUCCUGUGGGGGCACAGCGUGUCCUCAGGGACCCUUUGCCACCUGCAUGCCAUGAGCCUGGUGCUUUUUUGCAGAGCUGUUUUCCUCAAUGCCUCUUGCAGUGUUUUCAGAAUGAUUCCACUGCAUCCCCCCAAACCAGGAUCUGUGUUCUUUAAGCAUCCAGCUCACGGUGUCCGGCUUUCCGUGCUCUCAGCAGCCUUUGCCAUGGAGGAUUUGCAGCUUUCCCUGCUAGGAAGGGUGAUGGGGGGGACCUGCUUUUUCAGGGGGCACCAAGGGUUGGGAGAUUCCAACAGAGAAAACAGCUGAGGGCCCAGCUGGGAUCACAACCCAGUUGGAGUGCAGUGGGCUGGAGGGCAGAUUCCUCCCUCCCUGCCCUUCCUUGGAGCCAGGGUUCCUGGUGGGUGUUGCGGACCAGCUCUGUGUACCGAUGUGUAAAACCAUACGUAACCCAUCCUUGUUCCUUCAUUUCGGUUCUUUUCUGUUUCGUUUGGUUCUUUUUGGUCUUAUGUUUUUAUUGUAAAGCCAUCCCCUGUUUUCAAGGGGGGAGGGAUAAAGGGGGGGGAGAACAAGGGGGACUCACCGCCUCUCCUGUAACGAUUUUAAUCCAUUUAAAAAGAAGAAGGAAAAUAAAAGAAAAAGGAAAAAAAAUAGUAAGUAAAAGCCCGGAGUUACCUAUCUCUGCCCAAAGAACCCAGUUGCACAAAGCGAUAUUGCGGUGUGUCGAUGAUUGUGUGUCGGUGUAUAUUAUACAAAGAGGUACUUGUCACUCCCGUUUGUAAACUACAUUUGACAUUAAUUAAACACGUAUAAAUCUUU
Molecule: messenger RNA, 4369 nt
Organism: Tympanuchus pallidicinctus (lesser prairie-chicken)
Lineage: Eukaryota; Metazoa; Chordata; Aves; Galliformes; Phasianidae
Gene: RNF220
Product: ring finger protein 220
Exons: 15
Coding region: 103-1947 (614 amino acids)
Biological process (GO): protein ubiquitination
Molecular function (GO): ubiquitin protein ligase activity; metal ion binding
Source: RefSeq, a predicted model, not a curated record